Messenger RNA from Spirodela intermedia, 1548 nucleotides. Lineage: Eukaryota; Viridiplantae; Streptophyta; Magnoliopsida; Alismatales; Araceae. The record is from the annotation of a GenBank genome assembly.
AUGGCAAAGAAAGAGAAAGAGGACGAGGUAGAUUGUUCGAAUCUCAUAAUAAAGAUGAAGAAAGAAAGAUUUUUGACAAAUCCAAGGUAAAGUGUUUUAAUUUUCAAAAGAUGGGUCAUUUUGCUUCCGAGUGUUGUAGUGGGAAGAAGUAAAAGGAGAAGGAUGAGAAGGUGAAUCUUGUCAACACUAAGGAAAAGAGUGAAUCAACAUUACUCAUGGUAUUUUUUGAGAAAUUAGAAGUCAUUCUUCUCCAAGGCCAAAAUGGAGAUACCUCUACUUGUGACUUGUGGUAUCUUGAUACAAGUGCCACCAAUCAUAUGAUUGAAAAAAGGGACCUCUUUUGUCGUUUUGGCAAUAGUAGAACAAGGAGAGUAAAAUUUGGUGAUGAAUCAGACAUUAACAUCUAUAGCGAAGGGUCAAUUGUGGUGAAAUGUGCCAAUGAAGAGAACUUGGAAUUAAGCAAUGUCUUGUAUACACCUAAGCUACGCAUUAAUAUCUUGAGUCUUGGCCAACUCAAUAGAGAUGAAUGUAGCAUAAUUUGGAAAAUAAAAUUCUAGUAAUUCAUGAAUCUAAUAUAAAACUUUUGACCAAAGUGUGCAGAUCUCAUGACAUGCUAUAUCAACUGAAGUUGAAUAUAGUGAAAACCUGUUUAUUGACAAAGAAAGAAGAUGAAAUGAUUUGACUAUGAUAUUGACAUUUUAGGCACUUAAAUUUCAAGUCAUUAAUAUUUACAACUAAUCAGGUGACUAGGAUUACAUCUCUUUAAAAACCUAAAGAGAUAUGCUAGAGUUGUAUUGCUAGAAAGCAGCAAAGAAAGUCCUUUCCCUCACCAAAUUUCAAAGCCACGAAGCUUCAUGAGCUUGUUUAUGGAGAUAUUUGUGGCCCAUUACUCUAUCAACCCUUAGAGGGAGUAAGCACUUUUUUCUAAUCAUUGAUGAUUUUUUUAGGCUCAUGUUGGUUGCCAUGUUGAAGAACAAGUCAAAUGCUUUUCAAACCUUUAAGAAUUUUAAGGUAUUAACUGAAAACGUAAAAGAGAUAAAGAUAAAGUGCUUGAGGACAGAUCAUGGGAGUAAAUUUGUUUUAGAAGAAUUUCAUGAAGUUUUGUGAUGAGUAAAGUAUUAGAAGGCAGCUGAUGACUCCUUAUUCACCACAAUAGAAUGGGGUUGUAGAAAGAAAAAAUAAGAAUAUCAUGUCCAUGAUUAGAAGCAUGAUGAAGGAAAAAAACAUGUCAUUGGAGUUAUGGGGAGAAGUAGUGAACACAUGUGUUUAUAUUUUGAACAGGUCAACCACAAGAAGCUUGCAAGGUGCACAUCCAUAUGAAAAAUGGAUUAAUAACAUGCCUUGUGUUGACCGUUUGAAGGUAUUUUGUUCUAUUGUUCAUGUUAAACUACUGGAGAGAGAUUGGAAAAGUUAGAAGACAAAUGCUGACCUAUGAUUUUUAUUGGCUAUGAAACUUACAUCAAAGGCUAUAGGUGCCUUGAUCCUCUAACCAUGAAAGUUCAUAAUAAUAGGGAUGUGAUCUUUGAAGAAGGGCACAAAUGGGAAUGA